AUGUCGAUGGGAGUUUUAGCACUUAUGGCUUCUUCUUCAGUUGCCAAGGCCUUGACCGAUUCUUUUAACUUAAAUUUGCCAAAAACCGGUCAAAUUCCAACUGUUGGUGUCCAAUUUACCGCGCAAGGACUCAUAUGUGCCUUUUUAGUAGCCUUUAUUGUUCCUAAUAUUUAUUACCAAUGCUUUAAACAUAAUAUUACGAUCAAGCUACCUGAUGCAGUACCUCAAAACAUUGCUGGCGCCUUCAAAAAUAUUAUUCCAUUUGCAAUAAAUGGCUAUUUCGGCUUAGCAAUUGUUUAUGGUGCAAUGGCCUUUUUCUGGUUUAUUGGAAUUCAAGGUCCGUCAAUUGUCGAACCAGCAGUUACUGCAAUUUAUUUAAGUAAUGUUGAACUUAAUUUAUCGGCUUGGAAAGCAGGCAAUAUUGCCGGUGCUAACAGGAUUUUAGCUCAAGGAACACAAUAUUUCGUUGCAACUCUUGGCGGUACAGGCGCGACAUUAGUAAUUACAUUAAUGUUUGCAUUUUGGUCAAAGUCAAAAGAAUUAAAGGCAGUUGGCCGUGCAGCCUCCGUUCCGAUUUUUGUUGAUCUAUUUCAUAUGCCAGGUUUUAUUUACAAUUUGCCUUGGACAACACCAGGUACCCUUGGUCUGAUUAUGGGGACGGGAUUUUCUGUUGCCUAUGACACGCAAAAAUGUGCAGAAGAGGCUAAGAGUGCAGGUAAAUUGAACGUAAAGAAUGAAGAUAGUCAUUCUGUUCAAAGUAGCAAUGAGGAUACCAGCUCCAAAGAAGAUGCAAGUAAGAUUCCUCUUCUGCAACUAAGAUGGCAAGGCGCUAAAUGUCUUAGUUUUAUGUGCAGGUGGCGGAACAAGUGGUAUUUGGCUAAGGCCUUAAAUAAAUUAGCUACUGAGAACAAAUUGCCACUCUCUGUUGCUGCUGCUUCGUUUGGUGCACAUCAUGACCUGCUAGCAG
Messenger RNA from Apis florea (little honeybee), 967 nucleotides. Its product is annotated as PTS system lactose-specific EIICB component-like. The record is from RefSeq and is a predicted model, not a curated record. NCBI's taxonomy places the organism in Eukaryota, Metazoa, Arthropoda, Insecta, Hymenoptera, Apidae.